AUGAGACUAUCAGCAUUAAUGUAUUUUGCUAUUAUCUUUUUAAGUAGUGUUUUAACGAAAAAAAUUAAUUUAAGCAACAAUUUAAAUUUUGUAAAUACUAAUCCUAAGCAAUUUAAAAGAACUUCAAAAAGUUUAAGAGCAACAGAAUAUAAAAUAGAUAAUAAAAUAAUUAGAGGUCCGUUAACUCCCUUAAAUGAGUUUAUUUUGAUUGAAAAAAAUGAAGCUUUCGAUACAACAGAUUCAGGAGUUUUUAUUGGAAAUACUUUAAAAGAUAAUCAGUAUGUAGGAAAAGUUUUAAGUAUCGGAACAGGUGCUAUUAACACAAAAAAUGGACAACGAAUACCAAUAGAUGUUGAAGUUGGGGAUACUGUAAUCUUUAAUCCAAGUGAUGGAAAUAAAAUAAAAUAUAAUGAUAAAGAAUGUUUAUUAAUAUCAAAUGAAGAGAUAUUAGGGAAGAUAAAAGAUUCUACUGAAAUAAACCCUUUUAAUAUUAUUCCUUUAUAUGAUCGUGUAUUGAUAAAAUUAAUAAAUGUAAAUGUUAAUUCAGAUUCUUUAAUAUUCUUACCAGAAUCAAAAAAUAGUGAAAAAAGUAAUGAUGGUUUAGUUAUAUCUGUUGGAAAUGGAAUUUAUGAUGAAAAUAAUCAGAAAAUACCUAUAGACAUACAAAGAAAUGAUUAUAUAAGAUUUUCACCUUUUUCUAAUGAAAGUUGUGAAUUUACAUAUAAAAAUGAAAAAUAUACUUUUGUAAAAGCUAGAUAUAUAAUGGCUAAAUAUUAA
Messenger RNA from Plasmodium gallinaceum, 777 nucleotides. It is a transcript of the gene CPN20, whose product is annotated as 20 kDa chaperonin, putative. The transcript has 6 exons. NCBI's taxonomy places the organism in Eukaryota, Apicomplexa, Aconoidasida, Haemosporida, Plasmodiidae. Gene Ontology annotation, cellular component: mitochondrial matrix; plastid. The record is from RefSeq and is a predicted model, not a curated record. Gene Ontology annotation, molecular function: ATP binding; metal ion binding; protein-folding chaperone binding. Bases 1 to 777 code for a protein of 258 amino acids.